AUGGCAAACCAAACCACAGUGACUGGAUUCCUUCUCCUGGGAUUCUCUGACAUUAGAGAACUGCAGAUUUUACACUUUAUUGUAUUUCUAGUGCUUUACCUGAUCUCCCUGCUGGGGAACCUUCUCAUUAUCACAGCCAUAGCCCUCAACCAUCACCUUCACAACCCCAUGUACUUCUUCCUGAUGAAUCUGUCCAUCCUAGACUUCAGUUCCAUCUCUGUCACCAUCCCGAAAUCCAUGGUCAAUUCCCUCAUGAACACCACAUUGAUUUCUUAUUCUGGAUGUGUUGCCCAAGUCUUUUUUUUCUCAUUCUUUGCUUCAGCAAAUUUGGCCAUACUGACUAUCAUGGCGUACGACCGAUACGUUGCCAUCUGCCAACCACUGCACUAUGAUAUUGUGAUGAACAGAAGAGCUUGUGUCCAAAUAGCAGCCAGUGCCUGGAUCAGUGGUAUUCUCUACUCUGCACUGCACACCGGGAACACAUUUGCAAUAUCCUUCUGUGGAGGCAACAUGGUGGAUCAGUUCUUCUGUGAAAUUCCCCAGCUGCUCCAUCUUGCCUGCUCUGACUCAUAUCUCGGUGAAGUUGUUCUUAUUUCUCUUAGUGUGCUUUUAUGUUUAAGUUGCUUUGCUUUUAUAAAUGUGUCAUAUGUUCAGAUCUUCAAAACAGUGCUGAGAAUCCCCUCUGAGCAGGGCCGGCAUAAAGCCUUCUCCACCUGCCUCCCUCAUCUCAUUGUCGUCUCCUUAUUCCUUUUCACUGGCACCUUUGCCUUUCUGAAACCCACCUCCAACUCAGCCUCAGACCUGAAUCUCUUGGUGGCUGUUCUCUAUUCUAUAAUGCCCCCAAUGAUGAAUCCGAUCAUCUACAGCCUGAGAAACAAGGAAAUGAAAAGUGCACUCAGUAAACUGAUAGCUGAGGAUCUGGUCCAAAAACGUAUGAUUAUGAAAUUAAAAUUCACUUUGAAUAUUCUGUACAAAGGCCCUCAUUCUGCAGCCACUUCAGCACAUUCUAAACUCUAA
Chelonoidis abingdonii (Abingdon island giant tortoise) is the source of this 1017-nucleotide messenger RNA. RefSeq names its product olfactory receptor 14A16-like. The record is from RefSeq and is a predicted model, not a curated record. Gene Ontology annotation, molecular function: G protein-coupled receptor activity; olfactory receptor activity. NCBI's taxonomy places the organism in Eukaryota, Metazoa, Chordata, Testudines, Testudinidae. Gene Ontology annotation, biological process: G protein-coupled receptor signaling pathway. Gene Ontology annotation, cellular component: membrane.